Messenger RNA from Lates calcarifer (barramundi perch), 3421 nucleotides. It is a transcript of the gene ifih1, whose product is annotated as interferon induced with helicase C domain 1. The coding region runs from base 115 to 3051 and encodes 978 amino acids. The record is from RefSeq and is a predicted model, not a curated record. Gene Ontology annotation, molecular function: ATP binding; single-stranded RNA binding; double-stranded RNA binding. Gene Ontology annotation, biological process: response to virus; positive regulation of interferon-beta production; innate immune response. Gene Ontology annotation, cellular component: cytoplasm. The transcript is spliced from 16 exons. NCBI's taxonomy places the organism in Eukaryota, Metazoa, Chordata, Actinopteri, Centropomidae.
UUCGUUUUCCUCGAUAAUAGCACAGUGAAUCAUCACUUUUACUGUCAGUGUUUUCAAACUACGCUGGACCCUGUUUGUACCUUUUAAUCGGUGUUAUCGGUUGAGUGAGUAGAAAUGACUUCCGAUACUGAUACAGAUGAAACGUGGGAGAAUCUCAUUGAAAACUUCAAGCCCAGGCUGCGGGAGCUCAUUUCGGUGAACCGGGUUCUGGAUUAUAUAGAUUUUAUGAAACCCGCUCAAAAGGAACAGAUCAGACAAAAAGCGAGAACCGAUGGUGACAUAGCUGCUGCAGAUCUCCUCAUUAACGUGGUUAUUACGAAGCCACACAACACUGGCUGGUUCAAUGUAUUUGUUGACGCGUUGUUAAAUUCAGGUUGUGUCCAUGCAGCGGAUUAUAUGCAGGGAAAUCUCCCAGAACCUGAAGUGGAGGCAGAGAAUGACUACUGUGUUCUGCUUAUUAGACUACUCUCACCCAGUCUUGUGAAAAUGAAGACUCAAGAAGUCUGUGUACACUGUUUGGCUCAAGAAUUAAUCAACCCCGAGGACAGUGAGAGAAUUACAGCUGAAAUAAGAAACAAUGGAUCCAUUAGUGGAGCCCGUGAACUUCUGAGCAUCAUCGUGAGAGGUCGACCAGGGUGGUUUUCAAAAUUUCUACAAAUUCUGCGUGAAACUGAACACAAGCACCUGUAUGAGCUGACUGGAGGCUCACCUGACUGUGAAAAACAAGAUGAGAAACUUUCUUCUCUGAAAGGUGAACCUACAGGAAGCCCGGCAGCAGCUGAAAGCCCAGAGUAUAUGGAAAUCAACGUAACAGAGGAUCCUGAAACCACAGACCUGUAUGAAGGAGCGAACACUAAAUCCGAAAAACUCCCAGUCAGCUCGGAGCCCUCACAACAGCCAGAUGGAGCCAACCCAGCAGCAGCAGCCAGAGGCCCAGAAAGCAAUGAUAUUGUUCUUCGAGAUUAUCAGGAGGAGGUCGCUAGACCUGCCUUGGAGGGGAAAAACAUCAUCAUAUGCCUCCCAACAGGAAGUGGUAAAACCAGAGUCGCAGUUUAUAUUACCAAAAAACAUCUGGACGGCAGGAGGGCAGAGGGGCAAUCAGGGAAAGUGGUCGUCCUUGUGAACAAGAUUCCUCUCGUCGAGCAGCAUUAUUCAGCUGAGUUCUUGCCAUUUCUGAGGAGCUCAUACAAAGUGGAGAGAGUCAGUGGAGACAGCCAGCUCAAAAUCUCUUUCACAGAGAUUGUGAAGAAAAAUGAUGUCAUCAUUUGCACAGCCCAGAUCCUGGAAAACUACUUGGAGAGGUCCAACAGUGGAGAGGAUGAAGGGGUGAACUUAAGCGAUCUGACACUGAUCGUAAUAGAUGAGUGUCACCACACUCAGAAAGGAGGGGUCUACAACCACAUAAUGAUGCGCUACCUAAAGCAGAAACACAAGAACAGAAGGCUGAUGAAGGAGCAGAAGGAGCCUGUGCCCCUCCCUCAGAUUCUGGGCCUGACUGCCUCACCAGGGGUGGGGGGUGCCACGAAAAUGGAGAAAGCAGAGGAGCACAUUCUGCGAAUUUGUGCAAACUUGGAUGCUUCCAAGAUUAUGACAAGAAGCCUCGGGGAACACAAAAAGGAGCCAAGGAAAAUAACUCUAACUGUUGAAGACAGGAAAGCGGAUCCCUUUGGUGAUGUAAUUAAGAAAAUCAUGAAUGCCAUUCAUGCCCAUGCCGACCUGAGCCCCACCUGUGAUCUUGGCUCUCAGAACUAUGAACAGUGGGUUGUUCAAAAAGAGCGAAUAGCUGCAACAGAAGAAAAUCAGAAAGUGCGGGUUUGCGCAGACCAUCUCCGACAAUACAGCGAGGGCCUGAAUCUCAGCAACACCAUUCGCAUGCGUGAUGCCUUUGGUUUCCUGAAAAAAUACCACGAGGAGGAACUAAAGAGAAAAACAAGCCCAGACGAUGACCAGAACAUAAAAAUCACAGUCACAGAGAGAUUCCUCUUCAAUUUGUUUGAAGAGAACAAGGAAGAGCUGCAGAGGCUUGCAGACAUUCCACAGUAUGAAAAUGACAGCUUGUCUAAACUAAGAGGUAAAAUUCUGCAAGAGUUCAGCAGCAGGGAGGAGGCCAGAGGGAUCAUUUUCACCAAAACACGUCGUAGUGCCAUUGCUCUAAGCCAGUGGAUUCAGGAAAACCCCAAAUUUGCUGACAUUGGAGUGAAAGCUGCAUAUGUCAUUGGAGGAGGAGACCAGAGUGUUGUCAAACCAAUGACCUCUGCAGAGCAAAAGGAUGUGUUGAAGAAAUUCGGCAAUGGUGACAUCAACUUGCUGAUUGCUACCACAGUGGCAGAGGAAGGUUUGGACAUACCAGCCUGCAAUUUUGUUAUCCGAUACGGCCUUGUGACCAAUGAGAUCGCUAUGAUUCAGGCUAAAGGUAGAGGAAGAGCCGAAGACAGCAGUUACACUCUGGUUGAGGUGAAAAACUCAGGGGUGGUUGAAAAGGAGUGUGUCAAUGAAUACCGCACGAAGAUGAUGGACAAAGCCAUUGACAAAAUCAGAGCUUUAAAUCAAGCGGAUUAUGACAAACGGAUCAUAGAGUUUCAGUUUCAGGCUAUAAUGGAGGAGAAGGUGAGAAUGACAAAGAAGAAGCAGAAAGACAUGAACGAGAACCCGUCUGAAGUGAAGUUCAGUUGCAGAGGCUGCAGCAAACACGUCUGCACCGGUGAAGACAUCCAGAUCAUAGAAAACAUGCAUAGAGUCAAUGUUACAACUCAAUUUAGUGAACUUUUCAUUCGAAGAGAAAACGCUGCUCUUCAAGAGCGACUUCUAGAUUAUGAGACCAAUGAACUCAUAGCAUGCAAGGACUGUGGGCAGAAAUGGGGUUCGAUGAUGGUGCACCGUGGGAUCGAGUGCCCCUGCCUCCAUGUGAAAAACUUUGUGGUGACAUUCAAUGGAAAGAAGAUCAGCAAAUGCACCAAGUGGAGUGAGCUCGCCGUCAGGUUUUCUGCCUUUGACUACGCUGAACAUGCAAACCGGGUGGUCGACAGCUCUGAUGAUGAAGAGACAGCAUGAGUUAAAACAAUGUAGAAUUGUGCCAGCAAUCUAAACAACACUGAUUUCUUGUGUUCUUAACUGUGUAGCUUGUACACACCACACUGUUGAAUGCAACCCCUCUUUUGAGUGCUACUUUGUCAUGAGAAUUGGAGUCACUGAAGGUGGUGGAUUUACAGUUCAGUUUUAUCAUUUUACUGGUAGUGGAAUUAAUCCCAAAUCUCUAAUCUUGUCAAAACAAGAAUUUGCACUGUGAUUGUUGGUAUAUCUGAUGCCAAGUGUUGUAUUUACUGUAAGAAUCAUAAAAUGCAUGUGCAAUAUAUGUAAGUACGCUGGUAUGGAUAUUAACUGGGGGAAAAAAAUGAAUAAAAAAUAUAUUUCCUCUCAAACA